AGUCCACACAACAAGGCAUCCCAGUUGUUUGAAAGCCCUGCUGAAUUUGGAGAAAUUAUGUCCUGGCAUCUGGCCUACUUCCCUAGAACACGAUGUGAUAAUACUGUCAACGUGGGCCAGCCGUUCCCCUCGACACGUUGGUCUCAUUCCCAGAAGAGACUGGAGAGCCCGUUUGCCGUACUUUUGCUCGGUUUCCGGCCUGAGCGCAUUUCUUUUGUGGCGGAGUCCCCAGUGAAUAACCUGAUCAGAUUAGCGUGAACCAUGUGGUUGGCCAAUAGCGACGGGAAGGGCUCUUCACGUGCUGCUCUUUCAAGUUAUUAGGAAACGUGUCCGGAUAGACCUGCCCAGCGCUUGCUGCCGACGUCCCUCUGUCUUCCUGCUGUCUAAUUCAGGAGACGAUGAGAUGAACGACACGGAGCAAGGACUGCCCGCGGGGAUGGAGGGACGCGGGAACCUGAGGCUUGUUUCCACAGUGGGGUCAGCUGUGAUGGUGGCUCUGGUCAUGUUCUCCUUCGGAUGUUCUGUGGAGAUGCAGAAGCUUUGGCUACACCUGAGAAGACCCUGGGGCAUUGCGGUGGGACUCCUUUGCCAGUUUGGGAUCAUGCCUCUGACGGCCUAUGUGCUAGCCGUUGGCUUCUCUCUGAGGCCGUUCCAAGCUAUUGCCGUCCUCAUCAUGGGGAGCUGCCCUGGGGGCACCGUCUCCAAUGUCCUCACCUUUUGGGUUGAUGGAGAUAUGGAUCUCAGCGUCACCAUGACGACCUGUUCUACGGUGGCCGCCCUGGGAAUGAUGCCGCUCUGCCUCUACCUCUACACUUGGUCCUGGACUCCUACAAAGAACCUUGCCAUUCCGUAUCAGAACAUAGGAAUUACCCUUGUGUCCCUGAUCGUUCCUGUGGCUGCCGGUGUCUAUGUGAAUCACAGGUGGCCAAAGCAAGCAAAAGUCAUUCUUAAGGUCGGGGCUGUGGCUGCUGGCAUUCUCCUUCUGAUGGUAGCAGUGACUAGUGUGGUCCUGGCAAAGGGAUGGGGUGUCCAUGAUGUCACUCUCAUCGUCAUCAGCUUUAUUUUUCCUUUGGUCGGCCAUGUCAUGGGCUUCCUGCUGGCAUUCUUCACCCACCAGUCUUGGCAAAGGUGCAGGACAAUCUCCAUAGAGACGGGAGCUCAGAACGUGCAGCUGUGCAUCGCCAUGCUGCAGCUGUCCUUCACUGCUGAGCACCUGGGCCAGCUGUUGAACUUCGCGUUUGCCUUCGGACUCUUCCAAGUGCUGCAUGGGCUGCUCAUUGUCGCAGCGUAUCAGGCAUAUAAGAGGUGGCAGAAGCACAAACACAGGAGGCAGCACCCAGAGCGCCCGGACGUCUGCAGCAUGAGGAAGCCCAGAGAGACCAGUGCCUUCCUGGAGGAAGGUGAUGAAGCACUGGGGCCAGUGAAGCCAGAGCAGCACCCCAGGCUGACCAGCCACAUUCCUUCAUGUGAAGAGCGGGGGACCCGGGCCGACGUGGUCCUCCAUCUUCCUCAGGGGUCAGUGAAGCCCACGUGCAGCUGGCAGUGA
Messenger RNA from Acomys russatus (golden spiny mouse), 1546 nucleotides. It is a transcript of the gene Slc10a6, whose product is annotated as solute carrier family 10 member 6. The record is from RefSeq and is a predicted model, not a curated record. Gene Ontology annotation, molecular function: bile acid:sodium symporter activity. Gene Ontology annotation, biological process: bile acid and bile salt transport. Lineage: Eukaryota; Metazoa; Chordata; Mammalia; Rodentia; Muridae. Gene Ontology annotation, cellular component: membrane.